UCUUAAAUAUCACGGAUGCUGCAAUUUUACAUAUAUGUGGUUGUGUACUUCUCCAUCCUGUAUAUUCGCUAUCACGCUGGCAUUGUAACCCAUGAAAUGCUUUCUCUACCAAAGACGCCGUUUCUAGCUGUAGGACUGCUAGAAGCUCUAGGAGCCGCAUCUGGCAUGGCAGCUGGAGCUGUUCUUUCCGGGGCUUCAAUUCCAAUACUAUCGCAGACCUUUCUUGUUUGGCAGCUUAUCUUGUCGGUUAUUUUUCUGAGGAGACGAUACAAGUCCAACCAGCUACUAGGAUGCUUACUUGUUGCUAUUGGUGUCAUUAUAACUGUAGCAAGUGGAUCUGGUGCAAGCGUUUCGCUUAAAGGCUCUGGGAUAUUUUGGCCCCUUUUGAUGAUUACUUCAUUUUUGUUUCAAGCUGCCGACACAGUUUUGAAGGAGAUAAUAUUCUUGGAUGCUGCAAAGAAGCUGAAGGGAGGAACGGUUGAUCUUUUUGUUGUCAACUCGUUCGGAUCUGCUUACCAGGCAUUCUUUAUAUGUCUUCUUCUACCCCUUUUGUCUAAGUUGUGGGGAGUUCCAUUCCAUCUCCUGCCUACAUACAUAAGAGAUGGUGCAGCUUGUUUUCUCAAUAUAGGAUCAUUAUCGGCUGGAUGUGAAGGAGCACCGCUGCUGCCGCUUCUCUUUGUAAUAGUUAACAUGGCAUUCAACAUAUCUUUGCUACACCUUCUCAAAAUGUCUUCUGCAGUGGUAUCUUGCCUUGCUUCCACAUUUUCAGUUCCGUUGUCCAUCUACGCAUUCACACUGCCCUUACCAUACAUCGGAGUGGCGUCAUCGCUCCCAGCGGGCUUCGUUGCUGGUGCUGCAGUUCUCGUUGCCGGCUUAUUCCUCUAUUGCUUGACUCCGCUGCAGAGUCCGCCCGAACAAUCGCAACCACCGCAGCUGCUCCAAGGGUAGGGGUUAUAUUUCAUCCUGCUUCCGACGGGCGCCUCCCUUUUUGUUCCCUUCUCCCAUUUAUUUCCUCUUCACAUGUAAAUUUGUGUUUGAUCUUUGGCCGUGGGCAGAGCAAAAGUUCUCCCUAAGGCCUCUUCCCAGAAAAUAAUUCACUCAUCCUAUGAGGGGAAGAAUCAAAUACAACAUUGAUGGAAAUAGUAUUUGAUGUAGAAGAACCAACAAAUAAUCAGUAAGUGAUAAGAAGGAAUCUGUCUUUUAGUCGCUUUCCAUUUUUAUCAUCUUUCCUCUCCUUUCCUUUAAUGCUUCUGGAAGUAAAGGUGAAAGAGGAAAAGAGACAAAUGAGAGGUGUUUGCGGUCGCGAGAUACGUACCGAUGGAUGUUUUGUUUCAUUGCGGAAAGUUUGCGUUUCCGAAGGUGUUGUGAGAGGGGGCGAAAGCGAGAAAGGCGAGCAGCAGCACCAUCCCGACGGGCACUAAGAGGAGCAGCGACGGUGGCGGCGGCAGCGGAGGAAGCACCAAAGGGAGCAGUAGAAGAAUUGCCGCCAGCACCACCACCAGCAGCACUGCAUCCGAGCCGAAAUGACCUGCCAUCAAACCUUCCUCUCUUGCUCCUCCUAUCUGCGCUCUCUUCGCCUUCGAGGAGGGGGUGAAAAGAGGCUCAAACAGAUCGUCCUAUCGACCUUAAUCCCUCCAGUUUCGUUCUUGAUUUCUCUGUGUCAUCUCUCUUUAUCUCUGUUGCACAUGUGUAUCUUGCCUUGUAAGUACCAAGGAAAGGGGACAACUAAGAAUUGGACAUAAAAGAGAUGCAGGAAUCAUCAAAGAAAGAAAUGGACAUAAAGUGGUGCAGGAAUCAACGUAGGAGGAUCGACGGAAAUCUUAAGCUAUACGGUGGUAUGGAUUAAAUCGAAAGUAUUCUCCGCCUUCGGAAAUCUCAAGAUCGAACUUUUCAUUUUUCUGUCGUAACGGGAAAGAAUACUCGAAAUUUAAACUGCAACCGAUACAAAUGUCGAAUAAUUUAAUCAUCUGCACGUUACAGAUUA
This is a messenger RNA of Ananas comosus (pineapple), 1984 nucleotides long. RefSeq names its product protein CLT1, chloroplastic-like. The coding region runs from base 16 to 948 and encodes 310 amino acids. Lineage: Eukaryota; Viridiplantae; Streptophyta; Magnoliopsida; Poales; Bromeliaceae. The transcript has 10 exons. The record is from RefSeq and is a predicted model, not a curated record.